Messenger RNA from Xylaria bambusicola, 2068 nucleotides. RefSeq lists its product as uncharacterized. The coding region runs from base 264 to 1724 and encodes 486 amino acids. NCBI's taxonomy places the organism in Eukaryota, Fungi, Ascomycota, Sordariomycetes, Xylariales, Xylariaceae. The record is from RefSeq and is a predicted model, not a curated record. Gene Ontology annotation, molecular function: cyclin-dependent protein serine/threonine kinase activator activity. Gene Ontology annotation, biological process: regulation of transcription by RNA polymerase II; positive regulation of DNA-templated transcription, elongation. The transcript is spliced from 3 exons. Gene Ontology annotation, cellular component: cyclin/CDK positive transcription elongation factor complex; nucleus.
AUCGCGUAUGAGGUGUGAGAUUUCCCGAAGCUGGAGGCUGGCACAUUGAUGGGGGUGGUCGUUCAGCUAAACCCCGGUUUAUGCAAAGGGCCUAACACUAUAACUAGGUAGUAUCUACCUAACCAGCUACAUCCUUGUAACCAGGCCAUCGCCGACAUUGACAGCCUCCGUGCUUUGAAAAAGCACAGCUCAUCGCCUCUCUCCUUCAUCUGAUACCCACGAAAUAACACCCGGCUUGCUGCUGGACACUAGCAACAAACAGCAUGGCUCUUACCGACACGCUGAUGGAGGACGCGUCCGAUGCUGAUGCACCCAGCACCGGCAAUGGCAAUGGCAAUGGCAAUGGCAAUGGCAAUGGCAAUGGCAAUGGCAAUGGCAAUGGCUCGAAUGUCUCCAUCGGCCCGUCAAUCGGUGUCAUCAAAUCUGGCCGCCCAUAUUUGCAUGAGAGCACCAUCCGUCGCAAGCUGGCAAGCCUGGACAUGGACCUUUCUAGAGACGCGGCCGCACGUCUUCAGGGUGUUCAGCUCAUUGACGAUGUUCGGAAUUUUCUACGGCUUCCCAUCAUCACAUACAUGGCUGCCUGCGGCUACUAUCACCGGUUCCGCCUUGCAUUUGAUCCUAAGGAGUAUCAAUGGGCUGAUGCGGCACUGACCUGCCUCUUCGUGGCUUGCAAAUCGGAGGACACGCUCAAGAAAUCCCGGGAAAUCUUAUGUGCUAAUCACAACAUCAAGAACCCGGAUCGCAUGACUACACCGGAUGACAAGCUUUUUGACCAAGGCUCCAAGAUGCUGAUAGGCCUGGAGCGCCAAGUUAUUGAGACCUUGAGAUUCGACUUCCAGGUCCGCAAUCCGUUCAAGAUACUCGCAAAGAUUGUCAAGGCAGUUCUUGGCUCGGAUAGGAUUGCAUCCGAGUUCUUCGUCGAGGCAUGGAAGGUUGGCACUGACAUGUACAAGACUUUCGCCCCGCUCAAAUAUACUACCUUCACCUGCGCCUUUGCUGUUGCCAGGCUCACAGCUCUCAUUACGGGGCUAUCCGAGGACACAUUCGUCAACCUAGAUCCCGCCGAAUAUUACACCUAUGAAGAGUGGGUGGCCGAGGUCAUGCUUGAUGUCCUCGACCUCUACACAGAUAAUUAUCGUUCAACGCUCCUCGGAAAACAGACUAACCCCCAGGUCUUUAUCGAUGUCAAGAUCAGAGUCAACCAGCGCAUGGAGGCUGCCCAGGUUCCUCGCUACCAAAAAUACUGCAGCGAAUGCGAGCGUGAAGGAUUUACGACUCCAUCAUAUGACGCAUCGGCUACUUCACCGGCAAGCCCCUUGGGAACGAACAGCACCAUUAAGCGUGGAUCUAAGGGAUACGAUGGGACUUACCGCUUCCUGUUCGAUGCUUACGAGGUUGGUCGAGAGCGAGCAGCUUAUGAUGAGUAUACAAAGGACGAGUGGGAUGAGUGGGAGGAGGAAAUCGAGGAGCCGAUUCCAGAGCGCGAUAGUCGGCGUCGCACCGAUCUGGGCCCGGAACCGCGCGCUCCUCCUCGAGAGCCACGUGGCGAUCUUGGGCCUGAACCUCGUGCUCCUCCCCGCGAACCACGGGGCUCUCGCGGGCACCGGGGGCACGGUCGCGGCCGCGGCCGCGGUAGAGGCGGGCAUGAACCCGGAUGGAACCCACGGAAUCGCCAUGACCAUCGUGGUCGUGGUCGCGGCGGUGGCGGGGGAGGUUUCUAUUAAAAGCUCACAGCACAUAUAUUUGGCAGAUCAUUCUCACCGUUACUGUUUUCAGUUUUGAUGAUUGCACUCCUACUUGGCAUGGUAUCAGGUUUUUUUUUUUUUCAAAUCCAAUCGGAGGUCCCUCAAUCGCAUGGAUGAAACGGCGUUUUUCCAAGAAGAUACCCAUUCGCAUUUCAGAUUAGGUCAUCUCCGCUAUGGCUGCGUGGUAAUUGUUAGGGCCGGGCACUGCAGAGAUAGAGGUGUUAUAGGUGUUGCGGAUAGAGUUUUACUUUCUGGCUCGAUGUAUCACUGUCAUUUGAAUAUCAUGAAAAUACCAUUGGCCUGUACUUGAUAACGAAGAAUGG